This is a messenger RNA of Alosa sapidissima (American shad), 1972 nucleotides long. It is a transcript of the gene mrgbp, whose product is annotated as MRG/MORF4L binding protein. The transcript is spliced from 6 exons. The record is from RefSeq and is a predicted model, not a curated record. Gene Ontology annotation, biological process: regulation of transcription by RNA polymerase II. Gene Ontology annotation, cellular component: nucleus; NuA4 histone acetyltransferase complex. The coding region runs from base 84 to 632 and encodes 182 amino acids. Lineage: Eukaryota; Metazoa; Chordata; Actinopteri; Clupeiformes; Clupeidae.
GCGCUGUUUCCCCUGUUCUUUUGCAGCGUAGAUUUGCAGUGUGUUGUGUUGAAGCGACGAGGUCCAUUGUUUGUGUCAGAAACAUGGGGGAAGCCGAGCCCGUUCCUGCGGACGAGAAACAGGCCGACUCUGGGUUAAGUUCUACGGAUGAGUCGGUAAUAUGGAGCCAAGAGGUGGAAGUGUGUCUCUUUCACGCCAUGCUGGGUCAUAAACCUGUUGGUGUAAACCGUCACUUUCACAUGAUAUGUAUUCGGGACAAGUUCAGUCAAAAUAUUGGAAGACAGGUGUCGUCGAAAGUCAUCUGGGACCACCUUAGUACCAUGUAUGAUAUGCAAGCUUUGCAUGAAUCCGAAAUUUUGCCUUUUCCUAAUUCUGAAAAGACCUUUGUACUACCAGAAGAAAUCAUUCAAGAGGUGAAAGAAGGUAAACUGGGCUCUGAAGAUGAUGUGAAGGAAGAGUUUAAAGAGGAACGUGAUCCUCCUGCAACGCAUGAAGAAGGUCUGGGUCCCAGUAUGGCUGGCCAGGAUAUUGAGAGGCAGCAACUCCUCGGUGAAGAUGGCCGUGGAGAAGCCAAGCGUGCGGGACAAGGAGAGGGAGCGGGAACGGGAGCGGUCCGAGAGGGCCCAGGGUGAGGCCGCCCAGCCCAAGGAGGUGGUGGGGGAGAAGAGGAAGAGGAACCGGGCCACCGAGAAGGUGCUCAGCUCCAGCAACCCCUCCAGCCCCGGCGGGGCCAAGCGGCGGCGGACGUAGAGUCCCCUCAAAAAAGGAACGGUGCCCCGAGAUGGACGUAGCCCUGAAGCCACAGACAAAUGGCAGGUGUCCUGACACAGUUAUUUGGGGGUAGGGGGGCGGGGGGGUUGGCUUGCUGGAGCAACAAGAUUGAUCUGUCGGCUGUGAAAGAAGGACCGGAGAAUUGGAAAUGAUGUGUGGCCUGAACAUGUGUGUUGAGGUUCACGGAGAACUUACAUUCUAAAAAAUGUUCUUGAGGUCACAAAGGUGGCACACCGGUGACACCUGUAGAAAGACACACUGGUGCAGAGCAACAUGGUGUUGAACCUCACUGUGUUGGUCUCUGCUGGAAACACUUCAGUCUGUGUUUUGUCUUGAAAACAAAAAAAACUAUUGGUUCAUGUAGGGCAUCAUGUAGUUUCCAGUCAUGCCUACUAGUCAGGAGACGAUUAGUUGUUUUGUUUUGCUGUGUGUCGCCUUUAUGCUGUACGAAAGCUGCAAGAACUUGAAGGGAACAGGGUGGUGAAAUGUGUAGGCUAACUCUCCUCGCUCAAUGUAGAACAGAACGACACCACAAAGGGACUUUUGGACCUCAACCGGCACCAAUGUGUGCAGUUGGAUGAGCGCAAACAUUUCUGGGCUCAUGAGAUUAAAUCAAGCAUGUUUUUAUUUGGGCUUGGGCCAUUACACUUGCUAGCAGCAUCCAUCAUGAGGAGAGUCAAGAAGCGCACAUAUAAUCAGAAUAAAGUGUGGUGCUGUUGGUUGUGUACAUUGAUACUUUUUUUUUUCAGUUAUCAUUUCUGUGAUUUUUGAGAACUAUUGCUAUGCAGAGUGAGAACACACUCAAGCAGCUAACUGUUCCUCUGCUCAUCACAUUCUAACCAUUUUGUGUUUUUCUAAUACCAUUGGAAAGUGAAAUGUAUGAUUUCUCAAAACACUCUUCAGUUUGCGCUAAAUUUGAGCGUGAUUGACUACAGAGAGCUAGAUACAGAUUGCCAACACAGCUUGUGAGUCAAUGUAGUACAAAGAAAUAUGUUUUUAAAUGUAUAUUAAGUAUGUCUGCAUAUUCACCUGCCAGAAAGAGGGCCUAGCGGUGUGUUAAAAUGUAGAAUUGUGAUGUUUUUUUAUUUCUUUUAUUGCAGCUCUGUUUACUGUUUUUAAGUAUGAUUUGCCUUUUUAAUUUAUUCUGCCUGCCCAUUUUGUUAAAGGUUUAUGCCUUUAUUAAAUUUCACUUUGGAAUGGC